Messenger RNA from Brassica oleracea var. oleracea, 945 nucleotides. RefSeq names its product transcription factor LAF1-like. The coding region runs from base 85 to 945 and encodes 286 amino acids. NCBI's taxonomy places the organism in Eukaryota, Viridiplantae, Streptophyta, Magnoliopsida, Brassicales, Brassicaceae. The record is from RefSeq and is a predicted model, not a curated record. The transcript has 3 exons.
UAUACAGGUCUUUUGUCUUUCAUUUUAAGCAGCCCCAUUUGGUCAUUUCUUAAGUAUGUAGACUCUUAUUUGUGGACUUUGGUGAUGUAUAUAUGUUCUCUAAACCAUAAUAUUCACACAUGUUUCAGAACAGAGAUAAUGGCGAAAACGAAAUCUGGAGAGAUGCUAAAGGAGAGACAAAGGAAAGGGUUCUGGUCACCUGAAGAAGACGAGAAGCUAAGGAGAUUCAUCCUCUCUCAUGGCCAUUCUUGCUGGACCACUGUUCCCAUCAAAGCUGGGUUACAAAGGAAUGGGAAGAGCUGCAGACUUAGAUGGAUUAAUUACCUAAGACCUGGGUUAAAGAGGGAUAUGAUUAGUGCAGAAGAAGAAGAAAUUAUCUUGACGUUUCACUCUUCCUUGGGAAACAAGUGGUCAAAGAUUGCGCAAUACUUACCAGGAAGAACUGACAACGAGAUAAAGAACUAUUGGCAUUCUCAUUUGAAAAAGAGAUGGCUCAAGCCUCCAUCUAUGUCCUCUUCUUCUGAAUCACGUGUUUCUUGUAGAGAAAGAAACCCCCAAACCUUAGUCUCGAAUCACGUCAUCUCAUUCCAGGGACUUCCUGAUAAGACAUCUUCAUCUCCAUCAGAAGAAAGCAACAACAACUAUCUAUGUUCUUCUGGUCCUGAGAUUCCAAGGCUUUUCUUCUCCGAGUGGUUUUCUUCUUCUGAUUUGACAGACUCCAACCACAAUCAUGCUCCAAGUAUUGAAGGAACUAUCUCAGAUUACCAAGAAUCAGGUGACGUUGAUCGGUUCCAUUACAACAAUAUGAUGAUGAACAACAGCAACUGGACUCUUGAAGACAUUGUCUUUGGUUCAAAGUGUCAGAAGCAGGAGCAUAACGUUGAUAGAGAGGGCCUAGAUUGUAACUCUUCUGAUAUUUUAUUUUCUUCAUCAAUAAUGAUGUAG